Messenger RNA from Danio rerio (zebrafish), 2399 nucleotides. RefSeq names its product N-acetylated alpha-linked acidic dipeptidase 2 (gene naalad2). The record is from RefSeq and is marked provisional. Gene Ontology annotation, molecular function: metallocarboxypeptidase activity. NCBI's taxonomy places the organism in Eukaryota, Metazoa, Chordata, Actinopteri, Cypriniformes, Danionidae. Gene Ontology annotation, cellular component: plasma membrane.
ACAGACAGUAUUAGCUCUCCAACUUUCAACGAGUUAUGAGCGGCGUUUAGUCAAAUGGGUUCUGAGGAUAAAAUAAUCCGCUGGAUCUGCCGGCUAACAGCCAUUACAGCUUUCUUCUUGAUCGGCUUUAUUAUUGGUUGGUUUGCUCGACCUUCUUCUGUCAAUCAUGAACGCACAUCAAAAAGCUUCCUGCGCGACUUUCUGGAUGAGAUGCAUGCAGAGAAUAUUAAACAUCAUCUCAGGAAGUUCACAAGGCUUCCACAUCUGGCCGGAACGCAGCAGAAUCUGAAUCUAGCAGAGCAGAUACGCAAUGAAUGGAUGGAGUUCGGGCUGGACUCAGUAGAGCUGGUUCCAUACGAUGUGCUGCUUUCAUACCCAAAUAAAACUAAUCCCAAUUACAUCUCCAUAGUGGACCAGCUGGGCAAUGAGAUCUUCAAAACCUCUCUAGCUGAGCCGGUUCCAGAAGGUUAUGAGGACGUGGCUGAUAUUGUCCCUCCGUACAGCGCGUUCUCUGCUAAAGGACAACCAGAGGAUGAGCUGGUGUAUGUGAAUUAUGGACGGACAGAGGAUUUCUUUAAGCUGGAGCGUGAGCUGGGAAUAAACUGUACAGGAAAAAUCCUCAUCGCCAGAUACGGCAAAAUCUUCCGGGGGAAUAAGGUGAAGAAUGCGGUGCUAGCGGGCGCUAAAGGGAUCAUACUGUUCUCGGACCCUGCGGAUUACUGGGCGGAGGAUGUAGAGCCAUACCCUAAAGGCUGGAAUCUGCCCGGUGGAGGCGCUCAAAGGGGGAACGUGCUGAAUCUGAAUGGAGCCGGAGACCCUCUCACACCAGGAUACCCUGCUAAAGAAUACACAUACAGGUCCAGUCUGGAGGAUGCAGUGGGCCUUCCCAAAAUUCCUGUGCAUCCCAUCGGAUUUCAUGAUGCAGUUCAUUUGCUGCAGAAUAUGGGAGGACCUGCUCCUCCAGACAGCUGGAAAGGUGCGCUUAAUGUCUCGUACAGAAUCGGACCGGGAUUCACAGAUGGUUUCCGUCAGAAAAAAGUGCGUAUGAACAUCCACACUAACAAUCAGGUGACCCGUAUCUACAAUGUGAUUGGCUGGAUCAGAGGAGCAGUCGAGCCAGACCGGUACAUUAUUCUGGGCGGUCAUCGAGAUGCGUGGGUGUUCGGAGGGAUUGAUCCUGUGUCUGGAGCUGCGGUGGUGCACGAGAAUGUGAGAGCGGCGGGAAAACUCAUGAAAAAAGGUUGGAGGCCGAGGAGGACACUGAUCUUCGCCAGCUGGGAUGCAGAAGAGUUUGGGCUGCAGGGAUCCACAGAAUGGGCAGAGGAUAAUGCCAGAGUCCUGCAGGAGCGAGCGGUGGCCUACAUCAAUGCAGACUCUGCUAUUGAGGGUAUGUACACUCUGAGGGUUGACUGCACUCCUUCUCUACACACUCUCGUUUAUGACAUUACAAAAAAGGUUUCGAGCCCAGAGGAAGGAGAGGAGGGCAUGAGUUUAUACGAGAGCUGGCACAAACGAGACAACUGGCCAGAAAAAGACAAGCCAUGGAUCAGUAAACUGGGCUCUGGGAGUGAUUUUGAGGCAUAUUUUAUCAGGUUAGGAAUUAUGUCUGGGAGGGCGAGAUACACCAAAAACCGGAAAACAGAGCGCUACAGCAGUUAUCCGGUGUAUCACAGCGUUUACGAGACUUAUGAGAUCGUGGAGCGUUUCUACGACCCUCGAUUUCGCAGACUGGAGGCGGUGGCUCGUGUUCGGGGCGGACUGAUCUUCAGUUUAGCCGAUUCUGCAGUUUUACCUCUGGACUGUGUUGAAUACGCCACGUCUCUCUCCACAUACGCCAACAGCAUUCACCAGCUGGCAAAGAAGCAUCCCGAGGCCAUGCAGCAGUACGCGGUCUCAUUCGAUUCGCUCUUCUCUGCAGCUGAAAACUUCACAGUCGCGGCAAGAGACUUUCAUCAGCGCCUAGAUCAGCUCGACUCCUCCAAUGCUCUGGCCGUGCGGAUGGUGAAUGAUCAGCUGAUGUAUUUAGAGAGAGCUUUCAUAGAUCCGCUGGGUUUACCCGGAAGACCCUUUUACAGGCAUAUAAUUUUUGCACCCAGCAGUCAUAAUAAAUACGCCGGCGAGUCUUUCCCAGGGAUUUAUGAUGCUCUGUUUGACAUCGAGAACGCAGCGGAGCCGGAGAACGCCUGGAAUGAAGUCAAACGGCAGAUCAGCAUCGCCGCAUUCACCGUCAACGCAGCUGCUGAAACGCUCAAACCUGUCGUCAGCGAAACUAAAACAUCUAUACACAACUAAAUAAUAGUACUCUAAACAUACAAUAGUGACUAUAAGGGACUUGAGAUUUGGUCUGGCUCUUAAGAGGUGACUUAUAGAAUAAAUAAUAAACGGUCAUCAUUUACCCA